AUGGGUAAUUCGCCUUCUAAAGAUAAAAGGGGACCACCUUUAACCAGAACGGAUACUUCUAAUUCCACAAAGUCCACCAGGUCCACCCGGUCCAGGAUGUCCAGAGAUGACUCCAGUUUCAAGACAGCGGCAUCUGAAUCGCCCAUGCUUGCCCCCAAGUCCCCCAAGGUGCUCCUGAGGAAGGGCUCUUCUUCGUCUGCACAAGAUAUGGGAGGUGUACCGAAUUUGUCAUCAUCCCUAUCCUCCUUGAACAUAAAUACAAACUCAUCCGUAAGCAAUGGAGGAGGAGACUUGCCACCUUCAAUGCUCCAGGUGGAACCAAAGCAACCGAUUUUAAUGAGGAGGAAUACGAAUGACAGUGAAUUCCCCAUGUCACCAAGGAAAAGCGAAUUUAUCAAUGGAUCACCCAAUGGCACCACUUCGAGUUCGAAUUUGCUCGUGGGAAGCUCUGCCAUCAGUAGAACUUCAACCAGAGGUUCGAAUUAUUCAGCUAAUAAUUUCCCGUUAUCUCCGCAACCGACAAACGGGUCGUACAGGGAUGAAAAGGAGUAUGAGAAAUUGCAAAAUUUGAUGAUAGAUGGUGUUCCAAUAGAAAGAAAUAAUACAAAUACAAGCACCCCGUUGAAUGUCGCUACGCCGGUAGUUUCAAACGAAGUGUCACGUACAACAUCCAGGAGUAGUAAUAUACAGCAAAACACGUUACAACAGCAACUGCUGGAACUGCUGCCACUGAAUAGUGUGGACAUUGAAGACCUUAUACAAAGAUUGCUAGAUGCCGGUUACUCUGGUAAACGUACAAAGAAUGUGUGCCUCAAAAAUACCGAAAUCCAACUUGUCUGUCUGAAGGCAAGAGAAAUAUUCCUUCUGCAGCCGUCACUACUCGAAUUAUCACCUCCAGUGAAAGUUGUAGGUGAUGUACAUGGUCAAUACGGAGACUUGAUUCGUAUCUUCACCAAGUGCGGUUUCCCCCCGCUGACAAACUAUUUAUUCUUAGGGGAUUACGUAGAUAGAGGGAAGCAGUCAUUGGAAACAAUUUUAUUAUUACUUUGCUAUAAGAUCAAAUAUCCAGAGAACUUCUUUCUUUUACGAGGGAACCAUGAAUGUGCUAACGUCACCAGAGUAUAUGGAUUCUACGAUGAAUGUAAGAGAAGAUGUAACAUCAAGACAUGGAAGUUAUUCAUCGACACCUUUAACACAUUACCCAUUGCAGCUAUUGUCGCCGGAAAGAUAUUCUGUGUGCACGGAGGACUUUCUCCUGUGUUGAAUUCUAUGGAUGAAAUUAGAAAUAUUGCAAGACCAACUGACGUUCCCGAUUUUGGCUUACUUAAUGAUUUACUAUGGUCAGAUCCUGCGGAUACAAUGAAUGAAUGGGAAGAUAACGAGCGUGGGGUUUCAUACGUAUUUUCUAAAGUGGCCAUAAAUAAGUUCUUACUGAAAUUCGAAUUUGAUUUGGUUUGUAGAGCUCAUAUGGUUGUUGAAGAUGGGUAUGAGUUUUUCAACGACCGUACUUUGGUUACAGUAUUCUCUGCACCAAAUUACUGUGGAGAGUUUGAUAAUUGGGGUGCAGUUAUGAGUGUAAAUGAUGAAUUAUUGUGUCUGUUUGAAUUACUAGAUCCAUUGGACAGCGUAGCAUUGAAACAAGUGAUGAAAAAGGGUAAACAAGAGAGGAAGAGUGCACAACUACAACAACAACAGUUGAGCAGGUGA
Molecule: messenger RNA, 1707 nt
Organism: Dujonia railenensis
Lineage: Eukaryota; Fungi; Ascomycota; Pichiomycetes; Serinales; Debaryomycetaceae
Source: the annotation of a GenBank genome assembly